AUUAUUGGAAGCAAAUAACGGUCAUUGGCUCUCCACUUUUCAUCCUAUAUAUAGCAAACCAAUGCCCCCUCAAUCUCAAACAACUUCUCAAUAUCUUCUCUUCACACGUUAUCUUCCACUCUUCUCUUCCCCAAUCUCCUUCUUUUCCUUCUGCACAGAAUGGGAAGUACUGGAAAAACUGACUAUGGUGAAUACACCUAUGAGAACCUUGAGAGGGAGCUUUACUGGCCAUCGGAAAAGCUUAAGAUUUCCAUCACUGGAGCUGGGGGUUUUAUCGCAUCGCACAUUGCGCGGCGCCUCAAGACUGAGGGGCACUACAUUAUUGCCUCGGACUGGAAAAAAAAUGAGCACAUGAGUGAGGACAUGUUUUGUGAUGAAUUUCAUCUUGUUGAUCUCAGGGUCAUGGAUAACUGCCUCAAGGUCACUAAGGGGGUUGAUCAUGUUUUCAAUCUCGCUGCUGAUAUGGGUGGGAUGGGUUUUAUUCAGUCCAACCACUCUGUGAUUAUGUACAACAACACAAUGAUUAGUUUCAACAUGAUUGAGGCUGCCAGGAUUAAUGGCAUUAAGAGGUUUUUUUAUGCUUCUAGUGCUUGUAUCUAUCCUGAAUUCAAACAGUUGGAAACUAAUGUGAGCUUGAAGGAGGCUGAUGCAUGGCCAGCUGAGCCACAAGAUGCAUAUGGACUAGAGAAGCUCGCAACAGAGGAGUUAUGCAAGCACUAUAACAAAGAUUUUGGAAUUGAAUGUCGCAUUGGGAGGUUCCAUAACAUAUAUGGCCCUUUUGGAACAUGGAAAGGUGGAAGGGAGAAGGCUCCUGCUGCUUUUUGUCGAAAGACAAUCACUUCUACUGACAGAUUUGAGAUGUGGGGAGAUGGUUUGCAAACGCGAUCAUUCACCUUCAUUGAUGAAUGUGUUGAAGGUGUUCUUAGAUUGACUAAAUCCGACUUCCGUGAGCCAGUAAAUAUUGGAAGUGAUGAGAUGGUCAGCAUGAAUGAGAUGGCUGAGAUUGUUCUCAGCUUUGAGAACAAGAAUAUUCCUAUACAUCACAUUCCUGGACCAGAGGGUGUUCGUGGUCGUAACUCAGAUAAUACACUGAUAAAAGAGAAACUUGGCUGGGCUCCAACAAUGAAAUUGAAGGAUGGGCUGAGGAUUACAUAUUUCUGGAUUAAGGAGCAGCUUGACAAGGAGAAGGCUAAAGGUAUUGAUUUAGCAGUUUAUGGAACAUCCAAGGUGGUGCAAACCCAAGCCCCAGUUCAACUAGGAUCACUUCGUGCUGCAGACGGAAAAGAAUGAAGGGGUUAGUUCAUGGUCUUAGCACUCAUCUAAAUGUUUCAAGUGAAGGGUUGGAUUUUAUUAUUGCCACUUAAGAGGUCACUGGUUAUCGUUAUUUAGCUGUCAAUGUUUUGUAAUGUUGGUGGUUCAUGUGUAGAGUGGUAGUUUGGUGCUCCUGUUGUAUUUUGGUAUAAGCCUUUUUGAGGCACUGGUUUGUGCUUACUGCACUAGAAGUUCCAAAUUAUGAGUUCAAGUCUGAGAUUAAUAAGUAUCCAAUUGUUUUCUUCCUUGUGAAGUUCAAUGUAAUUGAUAAUUCAUGGUUAGGCA
This is a messenger RNA of Lotus japonicus, 1596 nucleotides long. RefSeq names its product GDP-mannose 3,5-epimerase 2. Gene Ontology annotation, molecular function: NAD binding; GDP-mannose 3,5-epimerase activity. The coding region runs from base 160 to 1290 and encodes 376 amino acids. The record is from RefSeq and is a predicted model, not a curated record. The transcript has 7 exons. Lineage: Eukaryota; Viridiplantae; Streptophyta; Magnoliopsida; Fabales; Fabaceae.